This is a messenger RNA of Rubroshorea leprosula, 1523 nucleotides long. Lineage: Eukaryota; Viridiplantae; Streptophyta; Magnoliopsida; Malvales; Dipterocarpaceae. The record is from the annotation of a GenBank genome assembly.
UUUUUUUUCCCUUUGGCAAAGAAUAUCAAUCCUUUGUCCUGCUCCCUAUAGCUAGUUUCUCUUUCUUUGUGCUAUCACAACGUCAAGAAAGGGUUUUUUUCAAAAUACAAUGGAUACCAACAACUGGAGGCCUAAUACUCCUAACGGAGAGCCCACCAUGGACACGGCUGAUUGGAGAACACAAUUACAGCUUGGUUCACAACAAAGAAUUGUCAACAAGGUGUGAAUGAAUCAGCAGUGGUAGUGACGUGGAAACUGACUAGGAUGACACCCGUCUCAUGUGCAGGAGGCUACAUGUUACCGGCCAUCUCGUUUCGUUGGGUAAUGAUAUCUUGCAGUGCACUUUCCAGCAAAAGCUUUUAAAAGACGAACUUUUCAGCCAAGCCGGUGGAGUUGGGCAACAAUAACGGGAUUCUAAAGGUUCAAGGUGAUCGCACAAUUACCAAAAAUAUGAUGGAGAUAGGUUGUGCAUUGUUGAGGAAAGGCAGCUAAGAUGUGAAAUACAUAUGACUUAAAGAUUACAACUUAAAAAUCACACUCAUACAUCAAUCAUUAUAACAUGAUAAUAAUGACAAUAAAAGUGACCUCUUUCAUCCCUAGUGUAGAUUUUUACCCUGUAACAGACAAUCCUCAUAUUGAAAAUGAAGAGUACAGCAACUCCAAUUUUGGGGUUCUUCCAAAGACAAAAGGGAUAAACUUAAGAGUGGUGAUGGGAGAAGGAAAGAUGAUCACUUGGAAGCUUACGAAUGGAAUGCUUGAUCCCAUUUUGAUGCGAACCUUGCAACCUUAACCGUAUGAUGCUCAAGAAGAACUAUUCGAAAGCUGAAACUGCAACAUGUUAUUCCUUGACCAUAAUAUCCUGUGCAUCUGGAAAUACUCUACAAUGCUGGGUGAUGUUCUGCAAUGUUGGGAAAUAUUCUGCAGUGCGAUAAAGUGUUCUACAGAGCUGGGAAAUGUUCUACGGUGCUGAAAAAGACUUUCUAGAGCUAAAAAAUAUUUUGCAGAGCUAAAGAAUACUCUGCAGGACCGGAGGCUUCGGAAACCCAAGAGGAAUGGUGGUUCACGAACGAUUCUUGCGUGCAGAGUAGUGGGUUGAAGCUGGAAUCUAUUUUUCUUUUAAAAUGAGAGUUUUGGUAUGUGAGUCUGUUGUGGUGUUGCAUGCAUUUUUUUUCUCUGUAUAUCUCCCUUUGAAAAUGAAGAGCAAAUAAUUUAUAUAUACGUAGUGGUAUUGCUGUAAUUUCUAAUUGGUAGCUUAGAGGUGUGCAGAAAGGUUGAGGUGAGCUAUCGAAUUUUUGGUGGUUCCAGGCACUACUAGUAAGUCUGUGAUAAUGGCAUUAUGAAUUGCCCAAUGGUCCCAGCGAAGUUUUGCUGGUUCUUGCAAAGAAACUGGAAAUUGUAUAUUUUUGGCAAUGUCCCCAGCCAUAGGAAAUCCCAUCUUUGGGAAGGUGCUUGAGUGCAGCUGGCAAAAACAACAUAUGCGCAAGAUUUGGUGAGUUCUCCAGGUUCUGCACAAGAUUUUAGAG